Messenger RNA from Eruca vesicaria subsp. sativa (arugula), 1505 nucleotides. The record is from the annotation of a GenBank genome assembly. Lineage: Eukaryota; Viridiplantae; Streptophyta; Magnoliopsida; Brassicales; Brassicaceae.
AUGUCGAUUCAAAGAAGUUCAUCGAUCCCUCUAAUGGUCGAGAAAACACUCACCGAAAUGGUGAAACCCUCAAAACACAUACCUUCGCAUACUCUUUCCCUUUCAACACUUGACAAUGAUCCUUUCAACGAUGAAAUUUACAAGUCAUGUCACGUUUUCAAAGCCAAGAACCCCGGUUAUGAUGAUAACAAGCCGGAAUCUUUGGUUAGGAAGGCCUUAUCUGUUUUUCUUGGCUACUACUACCCUCUUUCAGGGACUUUGAAGCGGCGGGAGACUGAUGGGAGGCUUCAGUUGAGCUGUGGCAGCGAUGGAGUCGGUUGUUCCUUCACGGUGGCUACUGCUAACGUAAAACUAUCUUUUUUGAAGUAUCUUGAGAACAUUGACUCAGAUACGGCCUUAAAGUUCUUGCCAGAGCUUCAAGUGGAUAAGGAUGGUUAUCAACCUUUUGCCUUGCAGGUGACCAACUUUGAAUGUGGAGGAUUCAUCUUAGGGAUUGCUUUGUCGCACUCAAUGUGUGAUGGAUAUGGGGAGGGAAAUAUCAUGUGUGCCUUGACGGAGUUGGCUGGCGGGAAGAAGAAGCCAACGGUGACACCGGUUUGGGAAAGAGAGAGGCUCGUGGGAAGGCCUAAAGAAAACGAUCAAGCUCCCUUUGUUCCCGGAGGCGACACGGCUGCUUCACCCUACUUACCAACUGAUGAUUGGGUAACCGAGAAAAUAAAUAUUAGAGCUGAGGGCAUAAGAAGAUUGAAAGAAGCUACACUAAAAGAUGGCGACUUCUCUAAUGAGGCACUCACUACUUUUGAAGUUAUAGGAGCUUAUUUAUGGAAGUCAAGAGUUAAAGCUCUAAGUUUGGAUCAAGAUGGAGUCACAGUUUUGGGUGUAGCCGUAGGAAUCCGAAGCAUAGUGAAUCCACCUUUACCCGAUGGAUACUAUGGUAAUGCAUACCUACCCAUGUACGUGUCAUUAACCGUUAAAGAAGUGGAAGAACAUACAAUCUCCGACAUCGUGAAGCUCAUAAAACAAGCAAAGAAAAAGGCUCACGACAAAGAUUAUCUCCAAGAAGAGCUUGCCAACACUGAAAGUAUCAUCAGUAUGAAUUUAUUUGUCAAAGUGGGGUUCUUUGGUUUGACGGAUUGGAGGAACAUUGGUAUUUUUGGAUCGAUGGAUUUUGGGUGGGGUGAGCCGGUGAAUAUUGUCCCGGUGGUCCCACCAAAUACUGCUAGAAUGGUUUGUGUGUUCAUGCCAGCAUCAAGGUUAGAACCUUCGAUGGUUGGAGGGGUUCAAGUCAUGAUUACCUUGCCAAGAGCUGCAAUGGUUAAGUUCAAAGAAGAGAUGGAUGCUCUAAACUAAAACUUCCUUAAUUCUCUUAUGUGGGACUCUUAAUAAAAAUUGUAAUAAGAAGCAUACAUCUAAUUUUGUUGAGAACAUUGUUAGAUGAUACUUUUUUUAUAUAUAUAUAAGCCGAUGUUUGUUACAAUGUAAGCCAAUGUUUAUUUACGUAAAAG